This is a messenger RNA of Suillus subalutaceus, 1291 nucleotides long. RefSeq names its product kinase-like domain-containing protein. Gene Ontology annotation, cellular component: cytosol; protein kinase CK2 complex; nucleus. Bases 155 to 1138 code for a protein of 327 amino acids. Gene Ontology annotation, molecular function: protein serine/threonine kinase activity; ATP binding. Gene Ontology annotation, biological process: DNA damage response; regulation of transcription by RNA polymerase I; protein phosphorylation. The record is from RefSeq and is a predicted model, not a curated record. NCBI's taxonomy places the organism in Eukaryota, Fungi, Basidiomycota, Agaricomycetes, Boletales, Suillaceae. The transcript is spliced from 9 exons.
AAAACUUCCGCGGCCGGCCAGCCUACCAAGGCGGCUGUCCAGUGUCUACCACUCUGAGUCUUUUAAGUAGUCAACUAGAUGCCCCAGUAGGGCACGACGUAUCCACUGCCUCGUGUCAAGUCCCAGUUCUUGUCUUUCCCUCGAGGGGCAGGUCAUGGCUCGUAUCUAUGCCGGUGCGAAUGCACAACUGGGACGCUCAUGGUACGACUAUGACAAUUUCCGAAUUGAGUGGAGUUCUCCCGAACGCUAUGAGAUCGUCGAUCGCGUAGGAGGCGGGAAGUAUAGCGAGGUGUUCGAAGGGUUGGAUACCGCUAACUCUGAGAUUUGUAUCAUCAAAGUACUCAAGCCUGUAGCCCUCAAGAAAAUCAACCGUGAAAUUAAGAUUUUGCGCAACCUCACUGGAGGCCCAAAUGUUGUUGCCCUUCUUGACGUCGUUCAAGACCCUUCAUCGAGAUACCACAGCUUAAUCAUGGAAUAUACUAUCAAGUUCUAUACUUUCCAGCUCCUCAAGGCUUUGGAUUUUGUGCAUUCGCGAGGAAUUAUGCAUCGUGAUGUGAAACCGGGAAACGUCAUGAUUGAUCACCGACACCGGAAGUUACGGCUCAUCGAUUGGGGGCUGGCUGAAUUCUAUCAUCCUGGGACAGCAUAUCAUAUUCGUGUCGGUUCACGGUACUACAAAGCGCCCGAAUUGCUCGUGGGGUAUAAGCUGUACGAUUACAGCCUUGAUCUGUGGAGCGUGGGAUGCAUGCUUGCCUCGAUGCUGUUUCGCAAAGAGCAUUUCUUCCGUGGUUCGGAUAAUAAUGACCAACUCUUGAAAAUCAUGAAAGUUCUAGGAUCUGACAGUUUCGACGCAUACUUGAAGACAUAUGACAUAUCAUUCGAAACAGACAUGGAGGCCCUUUUGCACUCUUAUCCGAGACAGUCUUGGGCACGUUUUGUUAGUGCUGAAAACCAGCAGUUUGUAACAUCAGAGGCACUGGACCUUCUUGAUAAAUUACUCCGUUACGAUCAUCAGAAGAGGCUAACAGCACGGGAGGCUCAAGCCCAUCCAUAUUUCAAUUUGGUGAGACUCGAGGCAACAUCAAUUAAAGGAGACUCGGCGGAGUAUGUUAACGACUCUGGAUUCUGUUCCAUGUAAUGUAACUAGGGGGGUUCAUGCUGUGUAGGUGUACUGUUGGAUCUCACACUUGUAGGAAAAUCUGUUGUAUCGGGCGAAGUUGUCACUAUUAGGGUCAGGACGCUCAAGUUGGAGAAUGUGAUCAGAAUUCAAGCACACAUUGUUGCAUCAAAA